Molecule: messenger RNA, 3177 nt
Organism: Mesocricetus auratus (golden hamster)
Lineage: Eukaryota; Metazoa; Chordata; Mammalia; Rodentia; Cricetidae
Gene: Trim32
Product: tripartite motif containing 32
Exons: 2
Coding region: 223-2190 (655 amino acids)
Molecular function (GO): protein binding; zinc ion binding
Source: RefSeq, a predicted model, not a curated record
GGUUGGUGGGCAGAAGCUCGGAGGCUUUGAGGAGAUCGGUGGAAUCGGGGAGCGAGAUCUGAGAUCAAAACAGCCAGGGUCUUGGAAAAUCCUAACUGCUGAAGAGAAAGGGAUUUCUGCAGUAGAAUCCGGGGGAGAUUGAGGGGAAUUUGACUCUGGGGCAUGACCACUAAGCUGUUCGGCUCUAGGCUGUGUUGGUAGGAACCUUUGCAAGGAAGAGCAAUGGCUGCCGCUGCAGCAGCCUCUCACCUGAACCUCGAUGCCCUCCGGGAAGUGCUAGAAUGCCCCAUCUGCAUGGAGUCCUUCACCGAAGAGCAGCUGCGUCCCAAGUUGCUGCACUGCGGCCAUACUAUCUGCCGCCAGUGUCUGGAGAAGCUCCUGGCCAGUAGCAUCAAUGGUGUCCGAUGUCCCUUUUGCAGCAAGAUUACCCGCAUCACCAGCCUGACCCAGCUCACAGACAACCUGACAGUGCUGAAGAUCAUCGACACAGCCGGGCUCAGUGAGGCCGUAGGCCUGCUCAUGUGCCGAGCUUGUGGCCGGCGGCUGCCUCGACAGUUCUGCAGAAGCUGUGGUUUGGUGUUGUGCGAACCCUGCCGUGAGGCGGAUCACCAACCUCCUGGUCACUGUACCCUCCCUGUCAAGGAGGCAGCCGAGGAACGGCGGAGGGACUUUGGGGAGAAGUUGACUCGCCUAAGGGAACUUAUGGGAGAGCUGCAGAGGCGGAAGGUAGCCUUGGAGGGGGUCUCCAGGGACCUUCAGGCAAGGUAUAAGGCUGUUCUUCAAGAGUAUGGCCACGAAGAGCGCAGGGUCCAGGAAGAGCUAGCCCGCUCUCGGAAGUUCUUCACGGGCUCUUUGGCUGAGGUUGAGAAGUCCAACAGUCAGGUGGUAGAGGAGCAGAGCUACCUGCUCAACAUUGCAGAGGUGCAGGCCGUGUCCCGCUGUGAUUACUUCCUAGCCAAGAUCAAGCAGGCUGACGUAGCACUGCUGGAGGAGACAGCCGACGAGGAGGAACCAGAGCUCACUGCCAGCCUGCCCCGGGAGCUCACUCUGCAAGACGUGGAACUCCUAAAAGUAGGGCAUGUUGGGCCCCUGCAGAUAGGGCAGGCGGUUAAGAAGCCCCGAACCGUUAACAUGGAAGAUUCCUGGGCAAUGGAGGAGGCAGCCACAUCUGCUACCGCAGCCUCUGUUACUUUUAGGGAGAUGGACAUGAGCCCCGAGGAAGUGGUUGCCAGCCCCAGGGCUUCACCUGCGAAGCAGCGGAAUUCUGAGGCAGCCUCUGGUAUCCAGCAGUGCCUCUUUCUCAAGAAGAUGGGGGCAAAAGGCAGCACCCCGGGGAUGUUCAAUCUUCCAGUCAGUCUCUACGUGACGAGCCAGAGUGAAGUGCUGGUUGCUGACCGUGGUAACUAUCGUAUCCAAGUGUUCAACCGCAAAGGCUUUCUGAAGGAGAUCCGACGCAGCCCCAGCGGCAUUGACAGCUUUGUGUUAAGUUUCCUCGGAGCUGAUUUGCCCAACCUCACUCCUCUUUCUGUGGCCAUGAACUGCCAUGGGCUGAUUGGCGUGACGGACAGCUAUGACAACUCGCUUAAAGUCUAUACCUUGGAUGGCCACUGUGUGGCCUGUCACAGGAGCCAGCUGAGCAAGCCGUGGGGCAUCACAGCCCUACCGUCUGGCCAGUUUGUGGUGACUGAUGUGGAAGGCGGGAAGCUUUGGUGUUUCACUGUGGACCGAGGAGCAGGAGUAGUCAAAUACAGCUGCCUCUGCAGUGCUGUGAGGCCCAAAUUUGUCACCUGUGAUGCGGAAGGCACAGUCUAUUUCACCCAGGGCUUGGGUCUCAAUGUGGAAAACCGACAGAAUGAACACCACCUGGAGGGUGGCUUCUCCAUCGGCUCUGUCGGCCCCGACGGGCAGCUGGGCCGGCAGAUCAGUCACUUCUUCUCUGAAAACGAGGACUUCCGCUGCAUUGCUGGCAUGUGUGUAGAUGCACGGGGUGACCUCAUUGUGGCUGAUAGCAGCCGCAAGGAGAUUCUGCAUUUUCCCAAGGGUGGGGGCUACAGCGUCCUUAUCCGAGAGGGUCUUACCUGUCCGGUGGGCAUCGCCCUCACACCUAAAGGGCAGCUGCUGGUCUUGGACUGUUGGGAUCACUGCGUCAAGAUCUAUAGCUACCAUCUGAGAAGAUAUUCCACUCCUUAAAGAUGAGAAAUGCCAGUUUCUUCCUUCCCCCAACCGAGUUUCUCUCUCCCUUUCCUUCCUUGGUUGUUGAUGGUACUGUAGAGUAGAUGUGGCCUACGUCCUGAUUCUAGCCAGAUUGUUGUAGGAUCAUAAAAGCUCUAGUUUUCAGUGAUUUUUAUCAUUGCUCCCCCUCUCCCCACUCCCCCCUUUCCCUCUCUUCUAAGUUUUGAGCUCUAACAGGUACCUUGUCCCAAAUAGGAUAGAUGAUGCUGUUAGCAGGAGUUACGUAGAAGUUAGACACUCCCGAGGCUUUAGUAGACAAAGCCACUUUAGCCCUUUUCCCUUGUGUUUGAGAUUCGUAUUGGUAACUGAAUCGUCAUUGAUCUUUCUCCCUAGUCUACUGUUUCCUUCCUGUUAUAAUGUGCUUCAUCUAUGAUUCUUUGAUUCUGUGUGCAUGCUCCAGUGGGAUCUGCUCCACCCUUCAGUGAUAGUGUAUCUCUGUAGCAUGGUGUCCCUUUGAUCACCUUUACCAGUGUGAGUCUGAGUUAUUAAAUGCCACCAAAGGUGACACACCAUCCCUUUGGGAAGCAGGACCUCUUGGCUGGGGGAUUUCUGCCACCAUGGAUUGUCUUUUCAUUGCAGAUAUGCCAGAAGAUGGUUUGACCCUUGUUGCAUAGUUUUGAAAACUUCACUCUAGACAUUGCUUGCCUUAUAAAGGAGUCUGUAGCCGAGGCAGAUGGGACAUACAAGCAGAUGCUAACAUUUCCAGCAAAUUUGGGAAUUUUUUUGUAGGUCUCAAAACAUUUCAUACUCUUUCCACUGAUCUGCGCUAAGAGUUACCAGAAGAAUUGACUGACCAGUAAUGUGAAAAGGUUGACGCAUCCACUUUCAUUAGUAAUGAACAAACCAUUGGGUAGCUAACUAUGUAUUUUCUUCAAGUGAGUGCAUACUAUUUGAUUUUGAGAUUUAUUUCUGUUCUAUCAAGCAUUAAACUAAUUGAUAACUUUC